Molecule: messenger RNA, 1347 nt
Organism: Galleria mellonella (greater wax moth)
Lineage: Eukaryota; Metazoa; Arthropoda; Insecta; Lepidoptera; Pyralidae
Product: methyl-CpG-binding domain protein 4-like
Exons: 4
Coding region: 390-1100 (236 amino acids)
Biological process (GO): DNA repair
Cellular component (GO): nucleus
Molecular function (GO): catalytic activity; DNA binding
Source: RefSeq, a predicted model, not a curated record
ACACGGUCAUGUUGAUAUUGUUUUGUUUUCGAUCAUUCAAUUGUUUAUUUACAUUAAUAUACCGAAUUUAAAUUUUUCAUUAUAACCAAUAUAGUAAAAAAAAAAAAAGAACUGUAAAAGUAACUAUAAUACGCUAAUGACAGUAUACAACAAGAGUUUAUUGUAAAUAAAUUUAGAGAUUCUUUAAUAUUGAUAAAAAAAUUCAUUAGACAAUGAAAACUUUUAUACUCAAGAACUCAACUCUUCAAUUCAAAGUUCCGUUAAAGUAAAGAACAUCUUCUGAGUUGGACUGCCAAAGAAAUUUUGGAUGCUUUGAUGAUCAAUCAUCGUUGUGUGUGUACACUCAUUUGCCAACGUUAGUCACACAUACAGUCCGAGCGUAAUUCAAUAUGGAAGAACAUGAGUGUGUCAGCAAAUAUUUUCAAGACCGAAAUCUACAGUCAAAAAGUCCUAACACAAUUCUACUCUCGCCAUCAAACUGUCUCGAUUUAUCAUCGAAUAUAAGUCAAAGUACCAUAGAUUCUGAUGAUUUUUUAAGCCUAUCACAAUUAGAUAUAGAAGAACAGGAGCCUUUACAUGUUCGUCCAUUUUUUAAUAUAACGCCUAGACAAAUGCCACUAUCACCGCAUUACCUAUUCGAAGAAGAGUUUGCCUCGAAUCCUUGGGCGAUGUUAGUAGCGACGAUCUUCUUAACCAAAACAUCAGGAAAAACCGCGAGGCCGUACAUGAAAUCCUUUUUUGAGGAAUACCCGACACCAUAUCAUGUAUUAGAUGAAAAUCCGACGACCUUAGAAAGAUUUUUUGAGAAUUUAGGACUGAGGAAAAGAAGUCAAAUGAUUUGGAAGUUGAGCUAUCAAUUCGUAUCUUCAAAUUGGCGUCGUGCCAGCGACUUGUGUGGUGUUGGGAAGUAUGGAGAAGAUGCGUAUAGGAUAUUUUGUUUGGGUCAUACAGAUUUGGACCCUGAGGAUAGGUAUUUGAAAUUGUAUUUAAAUUGGUUAAAAGACUGCACGGAAUUUCCAGAAGUACAUAGUAUAUCAGACAGCGAAUUAGUGAUUGAAGAUCCGGUUUUAAAAUAUUAUAGAUUAACGUUGCGGGAUUGACCUCAUACUAUUAGUGUUAUUCGUAUGAAGGUGUCUCCCUCUGGUGUGAAGAAUUAGGCAACCUCCAAUAUACACAAAGGCCUUUAACGUGACGUACUGAACGAGACGGCUUUAAUCGCUUUAUAAUUAUUGUAAUUAAUUAAUAUCGAAAUUAUGUGCAAUUGUAACACAAUAAAAUAUUGUAUUAGUUUGUAAUGUAUAUUCAUUUUAUGCUGGAGUUGGUUGAUAUUUUGUCAUAAAAAUUAAA